GAUGUGAAGUGGUAGGAGUUUAGUGGAUACAGAGAUUCUCUAAGCUAUAAACAAAGAUAAUAUACCUUUUCUUAUGUAAAGGGGAAUACACUUCAAUCUCCAACAGAUGCACACAUGUGCGCGUGUAUAAGGAAACCAUAUGGAAUGGCUGUGGGCUAGUUCUAAUGCAUGCAUGUGGUAAUAUGGUACCGAGUUGUUGAUUGCAGCAAAAUGCCGAAACCGCCAAAGGCAUAAUGAACCGUAGCCCGUUGUUGUAAGCCACCUUUCCUGUACUUGUCGUCGCGAUUUCUUCGGUUUUCUUAAUUGGCAAACGCAAUGAAGCCACCCAGCCGAACCAAUAGGUCCACCAAGUCUGCCGCUACCUAUUUCAGACGGAAAACGGACACAGCGGAUACGCAGACGCCAACUCCAGCUGCGUCAUCGAAGGGAGGAAUAUGGACUCGCAAAGAACUUCAACUGCUUUUAAGAGGGUUACGAAAGCAAAUGAAGGUGGCUAGUAGUGAUGACAUAGAUGUGGAAGAACUGCAGAAGCAUCAUGCACCUCAACGUUCAGUGCAGCAGAUUGAUUCAAUGCUGGGGACCUUAAAGCGAACUAUUUCGAAGAGAGCGUUCAACCAGGCGAGGUAUCAGGUGAUGAAGGAUCGCCACCACAGGGCUCCCAUCCAGGCUUGGGCCGAGCUGAUGGAGAGGAUGGCGGGAGGCCACGAGGAGGCCAUCUCAGCAGCAUUCUCAAGGAUGCUGGUAAUAGCUGGCACAGAACCCCGGAGUCUGCGCUGCUCGGCCCCUCCACGCCCCUUGGACAGCCCAUCAACAGCCCUCAGUACAGCACCUUCUCAAACACAACCUCCUUCAAAUCGCACAGUGUCUCGUCCUGACGUCAUCUCCAGACCUUCUCCAAGUUCUCAUGUCCCUACAGUGCCGAUGGUCCCAGUAUCCUCCUCAACAUUACCAGGUGCAACCCCUUUCCUCUCCACUGCACUACCACUUACCCAAAUGCAAAGAGUGAUUAUGCCCUUGCAAUCCGCUGUUACCCAGAAUUGUUCAGGAUCAAACCCUGCACCACCCCCUGAAUCACAGAAUCCCUCUCAUACAGCAACUGUGUCGAAUUUCACCACCGGGCCUCUUCCCACUUCUCAUGCCCCUACAGUGGUGAUGGUACCAGUUGCCUCCUCAACAUUACCAGGUGCAACCCCAUUACCGUCUACUGCACUACAGCUUACAUCUGCUAUACACACUGCACCUCCUCCCGAAGCACAACCUUCUUCUCAAGCAGCAGCUGUGUCAAAUGCCACCACUUCUGGGCCUGACAAAGGCACCGUCAUCUCCAGACCUCCAAGCUACCAGAUCCCUACAGUGGUAAUGGGCCCAGUAGCCUCAGGAGCAUUACCAGGUGCACCCCCACUCCUGUUCACUUUACCAAAGCUUACACCAGCCCCAGGAGUGAGUGUACCACCACAGUCAACUAGUACACAACCACCAUCUCUUCCUGGUACAAUAGCUGUGUCAAAUCCCAGCGUGUCUUGCCCUGACAAAGAUGGCCUCAUGUCUAGGCCUUCUCAGAGUUCAACAUUACCGGGUGCAAUCGCUUCCCUGCCUGCUGCACUACAGAUUCACCCAGUACCAGGUGGACUGCUUGUGCCUCCACAACUGGCUGGUACACACAGCGCUUCAGGACCUCCAAGUGCUACCUAUUCUUCAGUCCUACACAGCCAAGUUCUCAACCCUGGAAGCACUGCUGAGUAUGACACUGCUGAGUAUGACACGGGUAACACCGUUGACUUUGAAAGGAUUUAUUCAUAUCUCAGCGCAGUCUCCAAGGGCGUCAGUGACUGUGAGGGCCAACUCACAGCAAUGGAGUGUGCGGUGGUGUUGGAUCUCAUCAUGUGUCUGCCCGAAGAGCUCCCUCUGCUGGACUGUGAGGGUCUGCGCGAUCACUUUCUGGAAAUGUACUCACGACUCUACACUCCUGCACAAACGCAAAAAAACAAGCAAGCCACACCGCAGACUGACCCAGCCACAUCGGCAACUGGCCAAGAAGCACCGCAGACUGAACCAGCCACAUCGUCAACUGGCCAAGAAGCACCGCAGACUGAACCAGCCACAUCGGCAACUGGCCAAGCCGCACCACAGACUGACCAAAGUGCUAAACCAACAGAACCAUCAAGUGUUGGGACAGAAACGUCUCCUCCAGAACCGGAGGCCCCCAGAGUUAAAGAAACCUGGGAGAGUAUCGGUGUUUCGCCUCUUAAUCCUUUAAUGGUGCCACUCUCUCUGUUGGGACGAAAAGAGAAAGGUUCAUGAGAAAGUAGGCCUACUCAAUUUUGUGAGUUGUCGAGAAGCCAAUUGUUUUUGUGAGCAGCGGUAUUCUUGGUGUGUUGUAAAAUAAAAUUGUUCUGUUAGCCAUCAUGUACUUACGUGACGUUCUCUGUUGCAGAGUGAUUUUUAAAUAUAUAAAUAUGUGUCUAAGAUGGAAAAUGCACAAAGUAACUUUAAGUGAGGCAAUCCUCUAGACAAAAGGUUUUGCACUGUAGUGUAUUAGGAGCAAAUGUAAUCUUCAAUUGAGCCGUUAUAAUUGUAUAACUGUUACAAAACACACUAUUAUAAUGUGUUAUUAGUCAUUUCAACCAGCGUGUUUGAGUCUUUCCACUGUAAGGGUAGUUCAAACAACACUAGAUGGUUUCCAAAAGGAUUUUCAAGCACCAGCCACUGAAUGAAUAUUAUGCUUGAACAUCUCUAGACCACUCAAAGAAAACACACUUAGGUUAUAUCAUGGCAUUUCUUUAAUUGGGUUAAGUGGUCUGAAUGGAAGUCGUAACGUAUUUACAGAAUGGGUCACAUCCAUUUUGUUCUGGCUGCCUUCAGUUCAAGUCUGAAUAAUUGGAUCACCCGUACAGGGAGUCUUUGGAAUGACCUACCCCGAAGGUUGAGAGGAUAUUCAAAGGUUAACUGACACCACAGUUGCCUCUUAUGCCUCAGUAGAUACCAUAAUAUAUAAAAUGGGGCCUAGUAAACCUCUGCUGAGGGAGGAUGCUUUUGUUUGGAACUGAAUGGUCAUGACGAUGUAGUGAUUUAGUGAUUGCAAAUGUUUCCUUGUAGAUGAGAAUGCACUACUACAGUGCCGUGCGUAUGUUUUUGCCCUCUUACUGAUUUUUUAAAAACGUUUUUUGCACAUUUGGCACACUUAACAUUUUCAGAUCACCAAAUAUCAAAUUAAAAUAAUAUAUGAAUAUCUCAA
Molecule: messenger RNA, 3235 nt
Organism: Engraulis encrasicolus (European anchovy)
Lineage: Eukaryota; Metazoa; Chordata; Actinopteri; Clupeiformes; Engraulidae
Gene: snapc2
Product: small nuclear RNA activating complex, polypeptide 2
Exons: 4
Coding region: 316-2301 (661 amino acids)
Biological process (GO): snRNA transcription
Cellular component (GO): nuclear body
Molecular function (GO): RNA polymerase II general transcription initiation factor activity
Source: RefSeq, a predicted model, not a curated record